Exophiala aquamarina CBS 119918 is the source of this 1845-nucleotide messenger RNA. RefSeq lists its product as uncharacterized. The record is from RefSeq and is a predicted model, not a curated record. Gene Ontology annotation, biological process: regulation of transcription by RNA polymerase II; DNA-templated transcription. Bases 1 to 1845 code for a protein of 614 amino acids. Gene Ontology annotation, cellular component: chromatin. Gene Ontology annotation, molecular function: RNA polymerase II cis-regulatory region sequence-specific DNA binding; DNA-binding transcription factor activity, RNA polymerase II-specific; zinc ion binding. The transcript is spliced from 5 exons. NCBI's taxonomy places the organism in Eukaryota, Fungi, Ascomycota, Eurotiomycetes, Chaetothyriales, Herpotrichiellaceae.
AUGAUACCCAUUCACGAUGGCUCUCACAGGUCGGCACCAGCAGUGAAUGCACCACAAGCUCUUGACCUUCCCAGGGACUAUAUCCAUGACGAAAUAAAUAUCGAUCCGUCAAAUGCGCCAGCAGUCGCAGACCUCGGCUCAAUGCAGCAAAUCCCCUGGUCGUAUGAUGCUCAAACGUCAAGAGCAUUCACCGAGGGUCAAGAUGUGGAAUGGAUGCCGGACGGCUUCGACCUAGCACCUGCCAUCGAUUUCAUUUUCGAUACUUAUCCUGACCUGUUCCCACAAGCAGGUGUGAGGGAUUUUGAUUUUCAGGGGCCAGCCUCUCAUCACGUAAUGCAUUAUGUUCCAGAUGAUGGAACGCAGCUGAAUGGCAGUGAUCCACUAUGCUCUACAGAUACUGCUUCAUCAAUUGACGCAAGGACAACAUCUUCCUAUAAAUCAGAGUCUUUGACAGAGUCCAUUCAUGGUGGCUUCAAUAUGACCCAGCUAGAUCCAGUGGAAGGCAAAUGCAUUGAGAUCAGAGCACUGUUGUCGCUAUCGGGAAGAUCUGCACCAGAGCGGACCACCUUAAGUUAUGUGAACCGGAGCAAUCUGAUUCACUGUGUUGGCCUCUAUGGGAGGCACUUCCAACCAAAUCUCCCCAUUAUCCACAGAUCGACUUUUGCAAUAGCAGAAACCUCGCCUGCUUUGCUGCUAGCACUGAUGCUUGUCGGUGCUUGUUAUUCGAAAGACACAAUUCCACGCACUGUCGUGGAUAAACUAGCAAUGCACUUGUCAGCUUGGAUUGGAAGCCAGACACAUGAGACCGAGAUGGGAACCCCUCCGCUUCCCACAAUUCAGGCAGGUAGUAUACUGGGAUAUGUGAUCGUCUCUUCUCGCAAUCAAACUGUCUUCAGAGCAGCGCAAUACAACUUGGGGCGCAACAUAUCCAUGGCAGAGCGAGCACAAAUAUUCGAUCUCAAGGAUCCCACAAUUUAUGAUGCGCUGUCUAUGGAUAGCUUUGAUUGGACACGCUGGCGGGAGGAAGAAACUCGUCGGAGGGUUGCAUGCAGAAUCUUCUGCCAGGACAUGGCGUUGUGUGUAUUCCGAAGGAAGUCUCCAUCAUUUUCACCCCUCUCUUUCGAUGCACCCAUUCCUUGCUAUGACGCAUGCUGGGAGGCCAGUACAAAGGAAGAAUGUCUAUAUCACUUGAAAACCUUUCCUAAGCAGGUACUCGUAUCGACAGCCUUACGACAAUUUGCAGAUGACGCUGUUGGUGUCGCAAUACUGGAAGCCUCCUCUUUCGGCAUGUUUGUGCUCAUCCUGAGUAUCCAUUGCCUGCUAUUUCAGUCGAUUCACAACAGCACAGAAAGCUCUUCAGACGUCGCACCCAGUCCAUCAGCAGUCACUCCUCCAGACCAAGACCCGCUUUCACAAGUGUAUAAUGAUUUCUCUGGAAGCUUCAUCACAACGCUUGCCGACGAUCUUGUCCUUAGCCAUGGAUCGAAGGCAAUGCAACGUAUCAAUAUGCUGCUAAAUCGAUGGUCGCAGAGCUGGGAACUUCGCAAGAAUCGGGACACGACACGAGAAAAUUGCAGUUUUUCAGGAGAUCCACUGAGGUUUUUCUGGCUGGCGAAACUAUACAUAGUCCUACACUUUUACAGAUUCGCUCUGAAAAAUGACAGUGAAUUCGCAGUUUCCACCACCGGAGCUUCGUCUGAACACAAAAGGCCGGCACACUUGAGGAUAAUCAGUUGGCUCUCACGAUUCCGAGAACGACAAGUUGACCCGGCAUCACCCACAUGGACAGAUUACUAUCUCUGUCAAUUUGCCGAGCCAUCCACCGUCAAUGAGUCAUUAUUGUGA